AAAUCAACAAACAAAUAAAAGAAAACGUUUUGUUUCUUUGAUUAAUACCUAUUAUAACUGAAAAUUUUUAAAGUAUUUAAUAUUUUCAACUUCCACGUCCUUUAUAAAAUGAUGAAAUCCGAAGAUAUUAUAAACUAUUUAAGGAUAACGGAAGGUGGAUUCAAAGAACCUUCCAAUACCUUUUUUGAAAACAAAAACUACUUUCCAAAAUAUUUGAAAAAAGGUGUUUUAACUGUCGAAGAAGAAGACGACCAUCCUACAAAACAUCAACAAAUUUACUGCAACAUUGCUGGCUGUGGAAGUUCUUUUCAAUCCGUCUCCGCUUAUCAAAGUCACUACAACAGUCUUCACAGGUAUAUUUGCAGCCAAUGUAAGAAAAGCCUUCCAACACCACAUUUAUUAGAUUUACAUCUCUCCGAAAACCAUGAUUCAUAUUUUGCUGUGCUCUCGCAAAACAAACCCAUGUUCCAAUGUUACAUUGAAGAAUGCACACACAAGAGUUCAACACCAGAAGAAAGGAAAGACCAUUGCAUUAGUGUGCACAAAUAUCCUCAGAAUUUUCGUUUUGAAAAUCUUUGCACGAUUGGUAAUAAUGGAAGAAAACAAUUACCAAUAAUUGAUGAACCAAUGGACGGAGUUAAACCAAAACUUUUUAAAAACAAUACAAAUUUUUCAUUUGGUCAUGCAAAAGAGAAAACUUUUAAUAAGAAAAGUUAUGGUAAACUUUUGAGUAAGACAGAAGUUGAAUACAAAAAUACUUUGGAAGAUUCAAAGACGGUUAAUGAUCUUCUAAACAGUUUGCCAAAGUAAAAAAAUCUCAAAAGCUUGUUAUGUACAUAAAUAUAUCUCUAAAUUUUUGUUUUGUUUUACAUAAUACAUAA
Messenger RNA from Episyrphus balteatus (marmalade hoverfly), 881 nucleotides. Its product is annotated as zinc finger protein 511. Bases 109 to 810 code for a protein of 233 amino acids. NCBI's taxonomy places the organism in Eukaryota, Metazoa, Arthropoda, Insecta, Diptera, Syrphidae. The transcript has 2 exons. The record is from RefSeq and is a predicted model, not a curated record.